Molecule: messenger RNA, 2827 nt
Organism: Nicotiana tabacum (common tobacco)
Lineage: Eukaryota; Viridiplantae; Streptophyta; Magnoliopsida; Solanales; Solanaceae
Product: cytochrome P450 72A397-like
Molecular function (GO): oxidoreductase activity, acting on paired donors, with incorporation or reduction of molecular oxygen; monooxygenase activity; iron ion binding
Source: RefSeq, a predicted model, not a curated record
AUAGUAGUUAUCUCAGAGUUUAAGCAUUGCAACUGGAUUGAAUUAUAAAACUUUUUCAUACUGAUGGCAAAUCUCGUAUUCAUUUCUCUAUUUAUGUUUCCUUUGCUUAUAUUAAGCUAUUUUCUUCUGAAAUUUUGCUACUCCAUCCUGUUAAAACCAAAGUUGCUGGAGAAGCGCUUGAAACAGCAAGGAUUCAAAGGCACUCAUUACAAGUUGUUACUUGGAGACCUCAAAGAUGUUGGCAAGCAAAUGGAUGAAGCUUGGUCCAAGCCAAUUGGCUUAACCCACGAUAUUGCGCCACGUGUUGAUCCAUUCACGCAUUAUAUGGUCGAAAAAUAUGGGAAGAUAUCUCUUAGUUGGCUUGGGACAUCACCAAGAUUGAUCAUCAUGGAUCCAACAUUGAUAAAAGAAGUGCUCUUAAACAAGCAAGGUCACUUCCAUUUACCACCAUUGAACCCUCUUAUUCUGAUUCUAACUAAAGGAUUGACAACUCUACAUGGUGAAAAAUGGGCUAUGCACAGAAAGAUAAUCAACCCUGCUUUCCACUUGGAAAAAUUGAAGGGCAUGAUCCCAACAAUUGCAGAAAGCUGUGCAUGUAUGAUAGAGAAGUGGAUGAACUCAAUUAGCCAUGAGGGAACUUCAGAAAUAGAUAUUUGGCCUGCAUUUCAAGAUCUUACUGGUGAUAUCAUUUCAAGAACAGCAUUUGGAAGUAGCUAUGAAGAUGGAAAGAAGAUCCUAGAACUUCAAAAAGAACUGCAACAACUUGUCAUAGAAGCCAUGGGAAUGUUAUAUAUUCCCGGUUUUAGAUUUGUUCCAACAAAGAAGAAUCGCAGAAGAAAGGAACUGGACAGAAGGAUCACUUCAAUGCUUAAAAGAAUCGUCGACACAAAGGAUAACAUGAUCAGCACUGGACAAACCAGGGGAGAUGACUUACUUGGUUUGCUCUUGCAAACUAACAGAGAGAACAAUUCACUAAAUAAUAGCCAUAUGACAAUGGAGGACAUAAUAGAAGAAUGCAAACAAUUUUACCUUGCUGGUCAUGAAACAACAGCAAGCUUAUUGACAUGGACUCUUAUUGUCUUGGCUAUACACCAGGAUUGGCAAGAAAAGGCAAGGCAAGAAGUUUUACAUGUAUGUAGGGAGAAGAAUCCUGAUGCUGAAGCAAUAAGCCACCUCAGAAUUGUAACAAUGAUACUCAAUGAAGUUCUCAGGCUAUAUCCGCCAGUGAUUGCUCUAUAUAAACGUGCUUACAAGGACUGUAGAAUAGGAGAUCUCUCAAUUCCAGAAGGGAUGGAUCUGACACUACCUAUAAUGCUAAUUAACCGCGAUACUGAGCUAUGGGGAGACGAUGCAGAAGAAUUUAAACCAGAGAGGUUCGCGGAAGGAAUUUCAAAUGCUUGCAAAGAUCAAACACAGAUGGCAUUCAUGCCAUUUGGAUGGGGACCAAGGACUUGUAUUGGCCAAAAUUUUGCAAUGAUAGAAGCAAAGGUUGCACUCUCUAUGAUACUAAAGCAAUUCUCCUUCAAGCUCUCACCAACUUAUGCCCAUGCUCCUUAUACUGUUAUGACUCUUCAACCCCAACAUGGAGCUCAGAUCAUGUUUCACCGGCUUAAUUAGGAUACAUCCAGUUAUUAUGUGUUGAAGUUUCCCACAAAAUAAGAAAAAAAUCAUGUCUGAUAUUUUCCUUUUCGUGUAGAUGAGCUUAUGAAUUGAGUGUGUCAAAAUAAAGGUGGUCCUCGAUAUAAAAUAGAAAGAGUGGUUAAGCAAUGAUAGCAUACAAAGAGUAAUUUCAGUUUUAUGUUGAUUUACUGUAGAUGAAUAUGGAGAAGCUAGAUCUCUAGCCAAAUAGUGAUGAUAGCAAAACUGAUGUUACGAAUUACAAUAUUGUGGAACUAAGCAUAAGAAACAGUACCUGAAGCACUGCAGAAAAUAAUCAUAGACAGAGCCUGAGAAUUUCCAUAAAUCAAUGUCAACUGUUUAUUUAGGAAAAAAGAAUAAUAUUGAUGAACAUGUCCUGCGAUUUCCAUAUGUCUCUAAAAUUCCUACUACAAGUUCUCCAAAAAAUAAAAAACUACCAUUACAUGUGUUUCCUAAAAUAAAAGAUUACAGUUAUAUGCUGCUAUACGUAUCAGAAAAACUUAAUAACUAAUAAUGAGCUAUUAUUAAUCAGCGAAGGAGUACACAUCUGUUUUUUUUAAUCUAAUGACCCCAAUGUUGAACUUCUCUUCAGUGUUAAUUGCCACAACAACCUGGGCAAACACACAGUUCAUACAGCAGAAACCUGCAUACUAAUUCUUAAUGCCAGAGGCCAACAACACUACUUUUCCCCAAUAGAUUCUCUGUUAAUAAGAUGCUUGAACAAGUAAAACCUUUAUCAAUAGAAAACAAUGCUAAAUUGGCAUCUUAAGGAACUUGUCAAAAAUAAAACUAAAAUCGUUUAUGCUGGGCAAGCUCGUUCCAGUAUUUGGUUUGGAGAUGUUGGUAUCUUUUUGGCUAACUUAUGAGCUAAAGUCUGCUUGUUUUGUUGCCCUGUUUGGUGUAAAAUCUGUCCUUGACUACUGGUUCUAAAAUCCUCAAUUUCAUGACAUUUAAACUUCCUUUUUCUUCUUGUUGGAGACUAGUUAAAUUUGAGUAAUGCCUCCCUUUCUUUGAUUUAACAAGAAAGGUAGUAAAACCUCACUAUUCGUAGCUCAUAGGAUACAUAUUUUAUUCAACUAAUUCACACAAAAAAAAUCUGCUGAUAGUUUAUAGUUUCUAGCUCAAUAGUUGAAAAGAAGUACUGAAGUAAUACUAUUUAGACCGCAAAAUCAAUAAUUCAAACUUCACA